Molecule: messenger RNA, 1469 nt
Organism: Photinus pyralis (common eastern firefly)
Lineage: Eukaryota; Metazoa; Arthropoda; Insecta; Coleoptera; Lampyridae
Gene: Arp1
Product: actin-related protein 1
Exons: 6
Coding region: 86-1216 (376 amino acids)
Source: RefSeq, a predicted model, not a curated record
CUGUAUUUUGACGUUUAGUAGUUUAUAGAGCAAAAGGUGUGAUUCACAAUUAUUUUUUAAAUUAAUAUUAAGAAAUACUUUUAAAAUGGAGCCCUAUGAUGUAAUUGUAAAUCAACCGGUAGUUAUAGACAAUGGUUCCGGAGUUAUCAAAGCUGGUUUCGCUGGCGAUCAAAUACCAAAGUGCAGAUUUCCGAAUUACAUCGGUCGACCGAAGCAUAUACGUGUCAUGGCGGGUGCUUUAGAAAGUGAUAUUUUCAUAGGCCCCAAAGCUGAAGAGCAUAGAGGGUUAUUGGCGAUUAAGUAUCCGAUGGAGCACGGGAUUGUUACGGAUUGGAAUGAUAUGGAAAAAAUUUGGAGUUAUAUUUACAGUAAAGAACAAUUGUCGACGUUCGCAGAGGAGCAUCCGGUUUUACUAACCGAGGCACCGUUAAACCCCCGACCGAACAGAGAGAAGUCGGCGGAAAUUCUGUUUGAAUCUCUAAAUGUGCCCGCCUUAUUUAUUUCGAUGCAAGCGGUGCUUAGUUUAUAUUCAACUGGUCGUACUACUGGAGUAGUGUUAGACUCAGGGGAUGGUGUCACUCACGCUGUUCCUAUUUAUGAAGGAUUUGCAAUGCCUCAUAGUAUUAUGCGGGUUGAUGUUGCUGGUAGAGACGUUUCGAGAUACUUUAGGCUGUUACUGCGCAAAGAAGGUAUUAAUUUUAGAACAACUGCUGAAUUUGAAACUGUUCGCACGAUCAAGGAAAGAGAGUGCUAUUUAGCAAACAAUCCCCUCAAAGAAGAAAGUGUAGACACAGAACACAAAACAUACACUCUACCUGACGGUAACGUGAUACAAAUCGGCAGAGCGAGAUUUCGUGCACCUGAAGUGCUAUUUCGACCUGAUCUCAUCGGUGAAGAAUGUGAAGGUCUCCAUGAAGUACUUAUGUUUGCAAUUCAAAAGUCAGACUUGGACUUACGUAAGAUUUUAUCGAAAAAUAUUGUACUAUCAGGAGGGUCGACUUUAUUUAAAGGAUUUGGUGAUAGGCUACUUUCAGAAAUAAAGAAAUUGUCACCGAAGGACAUUCAAAUAAAAAUUUCAGCUCCACAAGAAAGGUUGUAUUCUACGUGGAUUGGCGGUUCCAUAUUAGCGUCGUUGGACACAUUUAAGAAACUGUGGGUGUCUAAGAAGGAAUACGAUGAAGAAGGUCAAAGGGUGGUAAAUCGGAAAACGUUCUAAACAAUUAGCAGCUCUUGUGAUCUGAAAUAUUUCCUUUAACAUCGUAAUUAAUUUAUUUGAAACCAUAUUUGCAAUGUUUUGUAUUGUAGUAAUUUAUUAAGUGCGGUAGAGAACUGUGAGAAUUUUGUUUCAGUUACGGAUAAGAGCAAAUACUUGUAUCAUAAGUGCUUUACAUUUUUUCUACUAGAAUUCUUUGCAGAUGGAUAUGCAAUCAUAAAUGCUUUUUAUAAUAAAACUUGUUUCCCUUUAUUAA